UAGCCAACAUAGCCUUGAGAAGGAAAAAUAGAGCCAGAGACAUUAUGCUGAUUUCCAACUACAUUUGACCCUUGAACAACAUGGUGUGAACUGCAUGGGCCCACCUGUAUGUGGACUUUUUUCACAGUACAACACUGCUGAUCCCUUGAAUUGAGACAUGUGCCACUCAUUACAGGGGUUGGUGUCGUUUGAGGAUGUGGCUGUGAACUUCACCUGGGAGGAGUGGCAGGACCUGGAUGAUGCCCAGCGGACCCUGUACAGGGCUGUGAUGCUGGAGACCUACAGUAGCCUGGUGUCACUGGGGCACUGCAUUACCAAACCUGAGGUGAUCGUCAGGUUGGAGCAAGGAGCAGAGCCAUGGACUGUAGAGGAACCCCUGAAGCAGAGCCUCGCAGAUGUCCAGACCGCAGGUGACCUGAUGGAGACUGGCCAGGAGCAUCAGAACAGACGUUUGUGGCAAGAUGGAUUGGCUAACAAUGAAAUGUCAACUAAGGAGAGAACCAGUUUAGGAAAAACACUUAAUCUGAGUGCAGCCCACAUUUCAGAACUGAUUAGAAAUAAUGGAAGCUAUUCAGGAGAGAAGCCAGAGGGGUUUAACGUGUGUCAGAACAUGUUUCUCCCUGGUGAGCCUGGUGGGAUGCCUGCUGGAGAGAAGGCUGAGGAAUGUAAUACAACUGGGAACCCCCUCAGGUAUGCUAAGUGUCAUCGUUGUCAUCAGAAGAUUCAGACUUUGCAGCAACCUCUUGAAUGUAGUGGGCAAGGGAAAGACUUCAACAAGGAGGCAACAUUCUUUACCUGUAGGAGGGCUCGCAGGGGAGAGACUGCCUGUAGAUAUAACGAAUAUCAGGAAGCCUGUGGUAAGUCAGCUGUCACUGCCCGAGAGAGAAUUCACAUAGGGGAGAAUCACUGUGCAUGUAACGAAUGGGGGAACGCCUUUUGUGAGAAACCAGCACAAUUGAAUCUUGAUCGAGCUGAUUGUGAGGAGCAACACCGUAAACGUGAUCAAAGUGGGGAUAAUUUCAGCAGGAAAUCACACCUCACUCAGCUUUCGAGAACUCAGUUAGAAGAGAAAACUUUUGAAUGUGAUGUAUGUGCUAAAACUUUCUACAAGAAGUCUAAUCUCAGUAAACAUCGGAAAAUACACACGGGAGAGAAACCGUAUAAAUGUAGCGAGUGUGAGAAGACCUUCAUUAGUAAAACAGUUCUUACAGUACAUUGGAGAACUCAUACAGGGGAGAAGCCCUAUGCAUGUGUCGAAUGUGAGAAAUCUUUCUGCCAUAAGUCACACCUAACUGUUCAUCAGAGAAUCCACACAGGGGAGAAACCGUAUGAAUGUUAUGAAUGUGGGAAAUCCUUCUCUGUGAAAACAAAACUCACUGUACAUCUGAGAACGCACACAGGGGAGAAACCCUAUGAAUGUAAUGAAUGUGGAAAAACCUUUUACCAGAAGUCAGCCUUCACUAUACAUCAACGGAUUCACAAUAGGGAGAUACAUCACGAAUGCAACCAUUGUGGUAAAACAUUCCAUAAGAAGUCAGUUCUCACUGCACAUCAGAGAACUCAUACAGGAGAGAGACCUUACGAAUGUAAACAAUGUGGGAAAUCCUUUGGCCAUCGCCCAGCUCUCACUGUUCAUCAGAGAACUCACACAAGGGACAAACCUUAUAAAUGUAAUGUAUGUGGGAAAUCCUUUUGUGUGAAGCCAAAACUCACUGUUCAUCUGAGACUUCACACAGGUGAGAAGCCCUAUGAAUGUAAGGAAUGUGGGAAAACCUUCUACCAAAAGUCAAAACUCACUGUACACCAGCGAACUCACACUGGUGAGAAACCUUAUAAAUGUAAUGAAUGUAGGAAAACCUUUUGUGAGAAGUCAACCCUCAAUAGACAUCAGAGAACUCACACAGGAGAGAAACCUUAUGGAUGUAAAGAAUGUAGGAAAACUUUCUACCAAAAGUCAGCCCUUACUGUUCAUCAGAGAACUCACACAGGAGAGAAACCAUAUGAAUGUAAUGAUUGUGGAAAAACCUUCUGUCAGAAAUCACACCUCAGCAAACAUUUGAGAACUCACACAGGGGAGAAGUCAAAUAUGUCAGAUACUGGCUGUUUGUAUACCAAAACUCACUUUCUUUUUGUGUUAGGCAGUCAGUUAGCUUACAUUUCUCAACCUCCCUUCGUUCUGGAUGGGACCAUGUAACUGAGUUCUGGCCAAGAGAGUAUGAACACAAAUGAUGAACAUUACUUCAAGCCUGGCCACCAAAACAAACAAAAAAUGAAUUUGCUGAUUUUUCUUAUUCCCUGUGCUUCUGAAGUGCAGUUGACACACAGGUUUAUCUUCAGAGCCAUAGAGUGAAGAUUGCAACCAUGACCUCAGGCAGAAAGGAUUGAUUGCGAAGGGCAGAAAUCUUCCCAUGUCAGAGAAUCUUCCCUACCUCAGAAAUCUUCACUUGUACUUUACCUGAGUGAGAAAUACUCACUGUUGAACCCUUCUAUGUAUGACCUAAUGACAGCAGUACCAGUCCAUUGUUGCCAGUUCACUUUACAAAUUUGUGAAUUUCUUGACAGGUGUCUGUUGAAAUUACCAGUCCUUGUGUAGGAAACUCACACAGGAAAGAAACUUUGUUUUCAUCUUUCAUCCCCAGGUCAGUGGAUGGAAAAAUCAAAGAAAUCAUAAGAAGAAUGCAGUAAAUAUAGGAAUACCUUUAUUGGGCAGAGAUAGCUCUUUGAACACUGGGAAUAAAGUAAGAUCUCAUAAAUACC
Molecule: messenger RNA, 2757 nt
Organism: Hyaena hyaena (striped hyena)
Lineage: Eukaryota; Metazoa; Chordata; Mammalia; Carnivora; Hyaenidae
Product: zinc finger protein 883-like
Exons: 4
Coding region: 158-2194 (678 amino acids)
Biological process (GO): regulation of DNA-templated transcription
Molecular function (GO): DNA-binding transcription factor activity, RNA polymerase II-specific; RNA polymerase II cis-regulatory region sequence-specific DNA binding
Source: RefSeq, a predicted model, not a curated record